GUGGGGAGGCUUUAAUGCCUGGAGACAAGGCAGAAGAUGCCGAUGAUACGGUCGUUGCGGCAGUCGAGGAGGUGCCGUCGGAGAAAAAGAAGCCACGCAAGCGUGGCAAGAAGGGUGGAAAGAGGGCGAAGAAGCCGGCGAAGGUUAGCCAGGGGGGGCGCUCACCGCUUGAGAAGUCCUCUGUCGCACUGCUUUUUGCCCUUCUUGUCUUCUUGGGUGGUGCUUGGAUUUUUGUCUAGAUUAAGGCUUGACCUCCUUCAAAAGAGGAUAUUUGCUGCGGCGUUAGUCUCUUUUCGCAAAGCUAUAUAAUGAAGGAUAAUUGGUAGAUCUGAAACUAGAGCUAACAUCACGGGCCGG
Messenger RNA from Cucurbitaria berberidis CBS 394.84, 357 nucleotides. RefSeq lists its product as uncharacterized. The transcript has a single exon. Lineage: Eukaryota; Fungi; Ascomycota; Dothideomycetes; Pleosporales; Cucurbitariaceae. The record is from RefSeq and is a predicted model, not a curated record. The coding region runs from base 15 to 239 and encodes 74 amino acids.